Molecule: messenger RNA, 492 nt
Organism: Chinchilla lanigera (long-tailed chinchilla)
Lineage: Eukaryota; Metazoa; Chordata; Mammalia; Rodentia; Chinchillidae
Product: S-phase kinase-associated protein 1-like
Exons: 2
Coding region: 1-492 (163 amino acids)
Biological process (GO): SCF-dependent proteasomal ubiquitin-dependent protein catabolic process
Cellular component (GO): cytoplasm; nucleus
Molecular function (GO): cullin family protein binding
Source: RefSeq, a predicted model, not a curated record
AUGCCUUCAGUGAAGUUGCCCAGUUCUGAUGGAGAGGUAUUUGAAGGUGCUGUGGACACUGCCAAACAACCUGUGACAAUCAAGACCAGGUUGGAAGGUUUGGGAAUGGAUGGUGGAGGAGGUGAUGACCCAGGUCCUCUCCCGAAUGUUAAUGCAGCAGUAUUAAAGAAGGUCAUUCAGUGGUGUACCCACCUCAAGGGUGACCCUCCUCCUCCUGAGGAUGAUGAGAGCAAAGAAAAGCAAACAGAUGAUAUCCCUGUUUGGGACCAAGAAUUCCUGCAAGUGGACCCAGGAACCCUUUCUGAACUUAUUCUGGCAGCAAACUACCUAGACAUCAAAGGUUUGCUUGAUGUUACAUGCAAGACUGUUGCCAACAGGAUCAAGGGGAAAACUCCUGAGAAGAUUCGCAAUACCGUUAAUAUCAAAAAUGAUUUCACUGAAGAGGAGGAAGCCCAGGUACGCAAGGAGAACCAGCGGUGUGAAGAGAAGUGA